AUGGCAGCGAGACAAAUGGAAGAGAUACAGAGGGAGCUGGCGAUGCUGAAUUACUCGAGAGCCAAUGCGCCUGCUCAGUCUCUCCUCUUCGCCGGCAUGGAACGCUAUGCUCUUCUCGAAUGGCUGUUCUUCCGGUUGUUGGGGACAAGUCGCCCUUAUCUCAACAGAGUCUUCAAGGGGACGCCAUGGAUCGUGACGAGACUGCUCGCAUCCAAUGUGAGGCUUCUUUUGUAG
Molecule: messenger RNA, 234 nt
Organism: Prunus armeniaca (apricot)
Lineage: Eukaryota; Viridiplantae; Streptophyta; Magnoliopsida; Rosales; Rosaceae
Source: the annotation of a GenBank genome assembly